GCGACGUGAUCACAUGACAAGGGGUGUUGCCCGCUUGGGCGGGAGCAAAGUGAAGCCUAGAGUCGAGGUUGCUACGGCGGGACCUGCGGUGGCAACGGUAGUAUGGCCGCGCUUUACGGUGGCGUGGAAGGGGGAGGCACACGGUCCAAAGUCCUUUUACUUUCUGAGGAUGGGCAGAUCCUGGCAGAAGCAGAUGGACUAAGCACAAACCACUGGCUGAUCGGCACAGACCAGUGUGUGGAGAGGAUCAAUGAGAUGGUGGGCAGAGCCAAACGGAAGGCUGGAAUGGAUCCCCUCGUACCCCUUCGAAGCCUGGGCCUGUCCCUGAGUGGUGGGGAGCAGGAGGAUGCAGUGAGGCUCCUAAUUGAGGAGUUGAGGCACCGAUUUCCCUACCUGAGUGAAAGUUACCUAAUCACCACCGAUGCAGCAGGUUCCAUGGCCACAGCUACACCGGAUGGUGGGAUUGUGCUCAUCUCUGGAACAGGUUCCAACUGUAGGCUUAUCAACCCUGAUGGCUCCGAGAGUGGCUGUGGUGGCUGGGGCCACAUGAUGGGAGACGAGGGCUCAGCCUACUGGAUUGCACAUCAAGCUGUGAAAAUUGUGUUUGACUCCAUCGACAACCUGGAGGCAGCUCCUCAUGAUAUUGGCCAUGUCAAGCAGGCCAUGUUCAACUAUUUCCAGGUGCCAGAUCGGCUAGGAAUCCUCACCCACUUGUAUAGGGACUUUGAUAAAUCCAAGUUUGCUGGAUUUUGCCAGAAAAUUGCAGAAGGUGCACAGCAGGGAGACCCUCUUUCCAAGUAUAUCUUCAGAAAGGCUGGGGAAAUGCUGGGCCGACACGUUGUGGCAGUAUUGCCAGAGAUUGACCCGGUUUUGUUCCAAGGGGAGCUUGGCCUCCCAAUUCUGUGUGUGGGGUCAGUGUGGAAGAGCUGGGAGCUACUGAAGGAAGGAUGUUACAUGUGGAACUACUGAAGGCUCUUACCAAAAUGUCUUCAGAUUCAUGACUGUCACCAACUGAUAGUCCAUUUAACUGCUGCUGUAAGUGUCCCACAGCCUGAGGCAGGUCUCGUGCUGGGAUGAACCAGUCCUGGUCCUCUUCAUCCAGCAUCUCCUGGAAGCAGCGGUCCAAGAAGUCUUGCUCCUGCAGCUCUUCCUCCACCUGCCAAUAAAGGGGAAAGCUCAGAGAUACUAUCCCAGAGGAUGAUUCCUCCAGAGUCCUCAGCCCUUCCCUCCAGAUGGGCAGGAGAGCUAAUGAUGCUUCUAAUGAAUAUUGUGGUUUAAAUGAGAAAUAUUCCCAGCUAGCUCAUGUUUCUGAAUACUUGGUCCCUAGUUGGUGAUACUGUUUAGAGACAUAACAGAACCUUUAUGAGGUGAACCCUUGAUGGGGAAAAUAUGUCACUGGAGGCAGGCUUUGAGAUUUAUAGUCCUACCCAAUUUCUUGUUCUCUCUGCUUCCAAUUUGUAGAUAAUGUGUGAUCAGCCAGCUUCUUGCUCCUGUUGUUAACGCUUGUUUGUUGCCAUGCCUUCCAAGACAUGAUGGACUGACUGUAUCUCCCUAGAACUGUAAGCUAAAAUAAACCUUUUUCUCACCCAAGUUGCUUUUAGUCAUGGAAUCACAGAUCCAUAAAGAAAGCAUAAUCUUAGUCAUUCAAAAAGGCUUAAACUUCAGGUCUUCACAGAUCUUUAUGGGAAACUUUUUAUUAUUACAUUUGAUUUUGAUUCUUGCUUUUAUUCUCCAUUUUUAUGGUGGUAUGAAAGAAUCUUCUUAUAGCUUGCAUUCUUUCCUUGUCCUUGCUAAAAGCAUUCUUUCUAGCUAGAUGUUGUGGCACCUGUUAUUCCAGCACUCAGGAAGCAGAGACAGGUGGGUCUCUGUAAGUUUAAGGCCAGCCUAGUCUAUGUUCUUCUAGACCAGCCAGGGCCACAUAGUAAGACCCUGAUUCAAAAACCAAAACAAAAUUCUUAAAUUCUCCACUUUACAGGGAACAUGCAAAAGACAAAGUAUGUAAUUGGCCUGCAACUAGUAUUCUGAAAACUUAAUAAAAACAUUAGCUCCUGAUUCACUUUUCUAAUAAUAAGAACCCCAAGGCAGAAAAAUACUUUCAGAAUCUUAGAUACAAAGGACACUUUCUGGUGCACCACCAGAAAUGUAUGUCACAAUAUAGUAGUCUCUCAAAACAAUAACACUGAAUAUUUAACUACUCUGAACUUCUUAAACAUUGUCAUAAAAUGAAGCAAAGAGAUCUAGGAUUUUCCAGUCCUUUGCUGACAGUGUUUACUCAGUAGAUUUCGGUGGCUUCAUGGGCCACUCCACACUUGCCAAAUCUCUUUUAUACUUCCUGCUGGAUAACAGGUCCACAACUCAUUGCCACCACAAGAUAGAUCAAAGAACAAUAAUAAUCACUCAAUUGUAAGUCAUAGGUUCAGAAAAACUAAUAGGAAGUUUUUAAUUCUUUCCAUUGUUUUGUAUUUAGACAAUUUUAUGUAUCACAGGCUAGCCUUGAACUCUCCUGUAGCUAAGGCUGGCCUUAAACUUCUGACCCUCAAAAGUGCUGGGAUCACAGGCAUGUUCUAUUACCCAGCUUAAGAAGAGUAAAUUAAAUUAAUAACUGCCAAAAUAUUUUUAAAUCUCAUAAAUUCUAGUUAUGAAGCUCUUAAAUAAUUACAAUAAAGUAUUUCUAAGUCAUA
This is a messenger RNA of Grammomys surdaster, 2681 nucleotides long. RefSeq names its product N-acetylglucosamine kinase (gene Nagk). The coding region runs from base 103 to 969 and encodes 288 amino acids. The transcript is spliced from 10 exons. Lineage: Eukaryota; Metazoa; Chordata; Mammalia; Rodentia; Muridae. Gene Ontology annotation, molecular function: N-acetylglucosamine kinase activity. The record is from RefSeq and is a predicted model, not a curated record.